This is a messenger RNA of Nilaparvata lugens (brown planthopper), 1963 nucleotides long. RefSeq lists its product as uncharacterized. NCBI's taxonomy places the organism in Eukaryota, Metazoa, Arthropoda, Insecta, Hemiptera, Delphacidae. The transcript is spliced from 2 exons. The coding region runs from base 858 to 1328 and encodes 156 amino acids. The record is from RefSeq and is a predicted model, not a curated record.
UAUAAAAAGACUAUAAAAAGUUUGACAAACUAAUUGAAGAAUUUGAACAAAUUGACCAAAACAAUUUGAUACCAGCACAAGUUUUAGAAUUCACGGAGUUGACCACACAGUUUCAAGAAAUAUUUGACCGAAUUAAAUUAGUGGAAGCCAAGACCGCUCAAGUAAGUACCACUACAAGUUUUUCUGCUAUCAAUGCAUUUGUAAAGCCCCAAUUGCAAAUUCCCAGGUUUGCUGGAGAAUCCAAUGAGUGGAAUUCUUUCAAGAAUGUUUUUGAUGCAGUAGUGCAUUCAAGUCAAGAGUACUCUGAUGAGGCAAAAAUCAUUUUUGUUGACAUCCUACCUAACUGGGGAUGCACUUAUGCUUGUUCAAAAUCUGGCCAACACUGAAAAUUGCUAUCUAGCUGCCUAUGAUAGUUUACAUAACCGCUACAACAAUGCUAGGUAUCAGGCCUACUGCUUGUAUAAUAUCAAUCAAAUAUAACUGCUUGUAUAAUAUCAAAAAGAGAUAAGGGAAUGUUGGCAGGCUGACGUGGAAAGUUAGAGCUCCCUAUUUUUCUGUGAUUUAAGUGGGAUUUAGUUGUCUGUUCGUUCCAAAAUUUUUAUCAAGUGACAUCAAUACAUCAGUUCGUGAAGUUUCAAACUUUAAAUUUCUUUCAAGCUCGUGUGGUUCUUCAAAGUUUAUAAGGUGAAAUAGUUAUGGUUAUGUGACCACCAGCACUUCGUUCGAAGGUCGAAAAAGAUAAGGCUGUAUCAUCACCUGCCCAGCAGCGUAAUCAAACAAAACAACAGAGAGGGCAGACCAGCCGGCCUCCCUCCUCUUCGUCUUGCUUGUCAACUGCUGAUGCCGGCUCUGUUGCCAUGGCGACGCAAAACCAAGCUACCGAAGCUCUCGAAGCACUUCUACUCAGUGAUGAUUUCUGCAAUCGUUUCGCUGCAAGAAUCGAGGAUCGGCUCUGCGACAGCCUAUGUGAGACGGUCGGCGCUGCAUUGGAGGCCAGGCUUGAGGAUGCUGUCAAGACAAUCAACGAUCUGUCGCAGGAGAAUGCAGCGCUGAAGAAACAAGUGAAGCAGCUACAACAAAAAUUUGACUGUCGUUUGGAUGGCCUGGUCCAGUACCAGCGGCGCAACAACGUGCGGCUGUCUGGCGUGCUGGAGGCGGAUGGCGAUGACAGAGCAUCAACGAGUGUGGCUGCCAUGGUGGACCUGCUCAACGCUAAGCUCGGCUUGGAGAUUCGGCCAAACCAUAUUGACCGGUGCCAUUGUGUUGGAUGCAGGGUGAGGGCGGGGGCGCCACCUCGACAAGUGCUGAUCAAAUUUGUCAGCUAUUAGCGACGCAGUGAUGUCAUCUCAGCUAGACACAAACUGAGGAAUACAGGCCUUUCAAUUCACGAAGACCUCACUAAACCACGACAUCUUUUUUUGAGGCAGAUUGCUGACGAAGUUGGUUACAGGAAUGUCUGGUCAUGGGACGGUAAAGUUAUAUGGAAGAAGGAUGGCAAAAUUUUCACGCAUUCUUUCAAUCCAAGUUAUGUGAUGCAGCCAGAAGACUCUUAGUAAAAGUGAGUGGAUGCAUGUAAACUGCUUGGUGAGUAGUUACAUCUUUCAGUUGCUUGCUUUUAUAAAGUAAAUGUUAUCAUUCCUACUGGCGCUAUCAAUUGAACUCCCAAUUUCUAAGAUUCAUUUAUUAAUUUUUUUGCUCCAGCGUUUCUUUUUUAUUUUUUAGCUAUUUAUAUAUUUUUCUUCUUUGAUAAUAUCCAUUUGAGUAUGCUAGCAGCAUAGAGUUUUAUCAUUAUUAACAUUCGGUAAUUGAAAUUAUUAUUUACGCCUAAUAAGGGUUUAUUUAUUUAUGUUGUUUUUCUCUCAUUGCGAUAAUAAUUUUUCAUUUCAUUAAUUUGUAUCUGAAAUGAUUACUCUUGAUGUUUGUACUUUCAAAUGAAAUAUUUGUAGAAUCUAUUCAUGCCUCU